Molecule: messenger RNA, 3114 nt
Organism: Thamnophis elegans (Western terrestrial garter snake)
Lineage: Eukaryota; Metazoa; Chordata; Lepidosauria; Squamata; Natricidae
Gene: CUEDC1
Product: CUE domain containing 1
Exons: 12
Coding region: 686-1807 (373 amino acids)
Molecular function (GO): ubiquitin binding
Source: RefSeq, a predicted model, not a curated record
GCGAGGGGAGACCCAGCCAGCCCGGCCUUAUACGAGCCGCUCCGACGUAAUUGCAACGGGGCUCCGAGCGCGCAGCCAGCACCACCGCCGCCGCCUUCAUCCCGGCCUGAAAGGAAACGGAUCGGCUCCGGCACUGGCGGGGGAGCCUUUCGGACGGAGCCAGAGAAAGGGGGCCAACUUGAGCAAACUAACGUUGCUAUGCCUUUUUCUCCAUCCUUGUGGACGGACAAUGGAAGGACACACUUCUCUUUGCCUUGACCAGAAGCAGAAUGAUUGGAGGAAUGAGAUGGUGACGUGGCCCUGAGAAUCUUUUCCACGUUCAAGAUAUACUCCUGAAGUAAAAGAGAUGCAUCUGGGGCUUUGGACGCUCUUAAUUCUCUGAAGAAGUCCUUCUUCACCAAUUUCCUCCCGUCGUGGAUCGAUCCAGGGCUGAAACUUUGCAGGCUGCCUUGGCUCCAUCUUGUUUCGCCAUCUCCGGGGUGCCACCAUUUUGUGGUGCAUUGUCGGCCAGUUGUUCUGCGAGACGCGUUCGUUGCUUCUUCUUGCCCAGAACACUGGAAGUCAGAUUGCGCCUCACCCUCCCUUCCCCUUGGAUCUAUACACCUCUUCUCUCGGUUCUUUCCUUCUCCUACCUCAAAAGCCGAUCUGAAAAAGUUUAAACAUUUUCCAAAAACGGUUAUCCAAAAUGACAAGCCUGUUCCGACGGAGCAGCAGCAAUGGCGGCUCGAGGAACAGCUCUUCGGCUCAAGAACUUAACAAUAGCCGCCCCGCCAGGCAAGUACGGAGGCUGGAGUUUAACCAGGCGAUGGAGGAUUUCAAGACCAUGUUCCCCAAUAUGGAUUAUGACAUCAUUGAAUGCGUCUUGAGGGCCAACAAUGGUGCAGUAGAUGCCACCAUCGAUCAGCUGCUACAGAUGAAUUUGGACUGCAGCGAGUGUGACGAGAGUUCAGAUUCGGAUGACAGCAUUCCUCCGGAGAUUCUGGAACGGACUUUGGAGCCAGACAGUUCAGACGAGGAGCCCCCUCCAGUGUAUUCCCCUCCUUCCUACGAUAUGCACGUAUAUGACCGAAAGUACAUGGAGACCCCUCCAGUUCCACCACCCAGAACUGAUGUCCAAAAUUCCAGCGACUCACAAGCACAAAGACGAUACAGGGACUGGAACCCACCAUUAUUAGGGAAUCUUCCGGAUGACUUUCUCCGCAUCUUACCACAGCAAAUGGAUAUGGUGCAGAGCACCCAAAACUGUCAUCAAAGCACACAGAGUCCGGGGAACCAGAGGGCUCAGGGAUCAUUGGAUCAGGAGAAGAAAUGGAAGCAGUAUUUGGAAGACGAACGGAUUGCUCUGUUCCUCCAGAAUGAGGAAUUCAUGAAGGAGCUCCAGAGAAACCGAGAUUUCCUCCUGGCCCUUGAAAGAGAUCGGUUAAAGUACGAAUCAAAGAAAUCCAGAAUGAACAGCGCUGCCCUCAGUUCAGAUCCCGCUUUGUCCUCAGUAUUAUCAGAUGAGGUCACUCGCUCCUUAACCGGUGUGCCCAGCGGGGCUAUCUCCGAUGAUGCCUUAUUCAGGGACAAGUUAAAACACAUGGGAAAAUCGACACGCAAGAAAUUGUUUGAACUUGCCAGAGCUUUCUCAGAAAAGACCAAAAUGAGGAAGUCAAAAAGAAAACAGCUUUUGAAGCACCAAAUGAUGGGGACGGCAGCUUCCACAGCAAACCUUCUUGAUGACGUUGAAGGACAUUCAUGUGAUGAGGACUGCCAAAUAAGAAGAAAAUUACCUGCAGCAGAAGAGCCAUCAAAAGAAGUACAAUAAGAUCCAGAAUUGUCAAUUGAGGGAGGGGGUGGAAGCCAAAUAAGAUGAGAAACCAUGAUGGUUAAAAGGGAAGAUAGUUUUUAUGCUGAUGACUCUAUUCUGGAACGAUCCGAAGUCAACAUAUGAAGGCAUGUUUUGAUUUUUUUAAUCCAGUGACUAAGAAUUUGGGUCUUAACCUCUUCUAUCUUUUUUCAACUCUGAGGAAUCCAGCUCCCCACCACCAUCAAAAAAAAGGAGGGAGAGAGAAAAAACUGGCAACUGACCUAAUCUUUUAUACACCAAUCUUUGAAGCUGGAUAACGAUAAUCUAUUAUUUCAAAUGUGGUUCGGAUGUAUGAAAGAAAAACCGCACCAUUGUUCCAAAGUGGUUGCUGGCUGCUGUUUUCAAACCAUGACUUUUGAACGAAUUGAUACGUGUGUCCUUUCAUUCAGAGAGAGGAUGGGCCCUCCAGAUUUUGCUGUAUUGUGGAUGAUGAUUUUUACUAUAAUUAUAUAAUUAUUGCUGCUAAUAGAAAAGAUACCUGAAUCAUGCUGUUUGAGUGUGAUAGUCAGAAUAAUAUAAUUUUUCCCUCCUCCACGAAAAAAUGUCCCUGCAGAUCCCUUCCACAAUUAGAAGCCGUUUGUGAUAGAUAUUUCCCCUUAUUCAGGGGUGUCUGUGGGAGUGAGGGUGUCAAAAAAGUCAAGACAGCACCUCCAAACAAGAUAAAAACUCCACUUUUUUUUCAAAAUAUUUCCUUUAAUCAAGUUUUACAAAACACAGUCAAUCCAACACAUCUUCUAAUAAAGAGCAGAAGAAAGAAAGAAAAAGAAAAGAAAAGAAAGAGUUCUGAUUUCUUUGUAUUCCUUUGCAGCAAAUAUACAGUUAUAAAAUUACUGCAUGAUUUUAAAAAGACCCUCAUUUUUUUAAAUUAUUCAUUUUUUCCCCUAAUCAUGAUUACCACAAAUCAUAACUGCAUUUUUUUCUGUUGCGUGCGAAAAGUCUAUGAGAGUUUCCAGGUGAUCAUAAAUGUAGAUAUUUGUUUUUUUCCCCAAACCAAAGAGGUUAAUUGAACCAUCUCCGCAAGUUCUAUCAUUUUUACCAAUCAUUCCUCUGUUGUAGGCACCAUAGUGCUGAGCUCUUCCAUUUUUUCAGCAUAGAAUAAUCUUUCUACAGUUGUCAUAAAGAAAAAGUUCUGAGAUUUUUUUCCCCUAGUUGUUUGUUCAUUAGCCGAAAAGAAAAGCCUCUGGUUUCAGCUAUACUUCAAGAUCUUCUGAAUUAAUGCAUGUAUUUCUAUCCAAUAUGUUUUGGCCUUUUUUACAAGUCCAUCA